Messenger RNA from Sceloporus undulatus (fence lizard), 1640 nucleotides. RefSeq names its product calreticulin (gene CALR). Gene Ontology annotation, cellular component: endoplasmic reticulum membrane; endoplasmic reticulum. The transcript has 9 exons. NCBI's taxonomy places the organism in Eukaryota, Metazoa, Chordata, Lepidosauria, Squamata, Phrynosomatidae. The record is from RefSeq and is a predicted model, not a curated record. Bases 103 to 1350 code for a protein of 415 amino acids. Gene Ontology annotation, biological process: protein folding. Gene Ontology annotation, molecular function: calcium ion binding.
ACUCGGCCGGCCGCAGUCGGUCGUCCAUCUCUCAGUGGGGGGUUGAAGCGCGGAGGCUUUCUCUGUCUCUUCCUCUCCAACCAGGCGCCUCUCGCCAACAAAAUGGGUCCCUUCCUAGCUUUCUGCUCCAUGCUGGCGCUGGUGUCGGCGGGGCCCGCCCAGUACUUCAGGGAGGAGUUCGGGGAUGGAGAUGCCUGGACAAGCCGUUGGGUAGAAUCCAAGCACAAAUCGGACUAUGGGAAAUUUAUACUUACGUCUGGCAAAUUCUAUGGAGAUGCAGAAAAAGACAAAGGACUUCAGACGAGCCAGGAUGCUCGCUUCUAUGCUAUCUCUGCUCAUUUUGAGCCUUUCAGCAACAAGGACAAGACCCUUGUGGUGCAGUUUACAGUGAAACAUGAACAAAACAUUGACUGUGGCGGUGGCUAUGUGAAACUCUUCCCUUCAAGUCUGAACCAAGAAGAUAUGCAUGGGGAUUCUGAAUACAACAUCAUGUUUGGUCCAGAUAUUUGUGGCCCUGGUACCAAGAAAGUUCAUGUUAUUUUCAACUACAAAGGCAAAAAUGUAUUGAUCAAUAAAGACAUCCGUUGUAAAGAUGAUGAGUUCACCCAUCUCUAUACCCUCAUUGUUCGACCUGAUAACACUUAUGAGGUGAAGAUUGACAAUAACAAAGUUGAGUCUGGUAGCUUGGAGGAUGACUGGGAUUUCCUGCCUCCUAAGAAAAUUAAGGAUCCAGAGGCAAAAAAACCCGAUGACUGGGAUGAAAGAGCUAAGAUAGAUGAUCCUGAAGACUCAAAACCAGAGGACUGGGAUAAACCAGAGCAUAUUCCUGAUCCUGAUGCCAAAAAGCCUGAGGACUGGGAUGAAGAGAUGGAUGGAGAAUGGGAGCCACCAGUAAUCCAGAAUCCGGAAUACAAGGGAGAGUGGAAACCUCGUCAGAUCGACAAUCCCAACUACAAAGGAAAAUGGAUUCAUCCUGAGAUAGAUAAUCCUGAAUACACACCUGAUCUCAACCUGUAUUCCUAUGAGAAUUUUGGUAUCAUUGGCUUGGACUUGUGGCAGGUCAAGUCUGGCACAAUCUUUGACAAUUUCCUGAUCACUGAUGAUGAAAAGUUUGCUGAAGAAUUUGGUAAUGAAACCUGGGGUGCCACUAAGGAUGCUGAGAAGAAAAUGAAAGAGCAGCAGGAUGAGGAACAACGAAAGAAACAAGAGGAGGAAGACAAGAAGAAGAAGGAGGAAGAGGGAGAAGAUGAUGCUGAGGGUGAAGAUAAUGAGGAGGAAGAUGAUGAGGACGAAGAAGAAGAAAAAGAAGAGGAGGAAGACACAGAGGGCCCACUGAAGGAUGAGCUGUGAUUGAGGGUUGUUGGGUGUGCUUGUUGGCUGAGCCUUGUCCUGGACCUGUACCACGCAGUCCGCUUGGUUGAACCCAACUAAGGAAAGGGGAUAACAGUAAUGUCUCUAUGAGACACAAGAACUUUCUUUUUUUAUUGGUGUGUUUGUUUGUCUUAACCCCCUUCCCAAAUACCAUCAAAUUAUUCAUUCAUGUCAGUAGAUGGGAACUAGCACCUGCAUCCUGAAAAGGCUAAUUUGUAGGAAUUAAAACCUUUUGAAUUGGGGGAAGAUACCAUUGACCCUUCUUUUUU